UGUGCCUCUUAGCUUGUGUUUCUGCACAACAAAUUGUGGUUUAUAUCAUCACGAUACCGCCUGAGCAGGGUCGAAUUGUCUGCCCCUCGGCGGACGGUAGCCCUUUGUCGCUCAGCCCAGAUCGAGUUUGACCAAGUGGUGCCCAGGCCAUUCAAAUCUCAUCUCUCCUAAUCACGAACGUCAGAGAAUAAUUUCCGACGCUCGAUCGUCAGUUCCUUCUUUCACUCUCCACUAGCCGAGCCAGGUCUGGCCCUGCCACCGUAUUUCUAUUGCACUUCGGCUGUCGAAUCAUGUCCAGUGUGAAAUACGCAAAGUAUCCAACGCAGCAAUACCCAGCUGAAGAAUUCGUCGAAUCGUGUGGCGCGGUUCCAUUCGACCUGUCGAAGCGACAGGUAUACCUCGUCCAUUAUAUCGCCAAAAAUGAAUGGCUUCUGGCCAAAGGCCGACGAGACUGCGGAGAAAGCCGCAAAGACGCCGCUCUUCGUGAGGUGCAAGAAGAGACUGGCCUGCGAUGUCGCCUGCUUCCAGUGCGGAUGGCAACGCGUGCGCCAGCGCCCGGACUGAGUGCCAAUGCGAAAGACGAGGCUCGAGUCUAUGACGGUAUCGUUGAGCCAUUCAUGUACACCUUGCGCACUCUUCCCGCCGGAGAAGGCGUGAAAUUGAUAUUCUGGUACAUUGCUGCCGUGGACGACGACAACCCACGUGGCAAUGACGGUGAAGCAAACUACAAGGUCACUGCUUUUGACUACGACGAAGCUUUGAACACGCUGACAUACGAGAACGACCGUGCUAUUGUACGUCGCGCCAUUGAGCUGGUCGAACAAACACCGAGUGUCACACAUUCGAGAUAGCGCCUCCUGCGUUGACUCAGUAAAUGAGUCCGUCUCCGCUUCGAUCGAAACCACCGUCACAGUAGUCUUGAUCAUGAUUUCGCUGUUUCAUAGACACACUAUGCAAUAAAGGAUUACACC
Molecule: messenger RNA, 971 nt
Organism: Verruconis gallopava
Lineage: Eukaryota; Fungi; Ascomycota; Dothideomycetes; Venturiales; Sympoventuriaceae
Exons: 1
Coding region: 291-851 (186 amino acids)
Biological process (GO): AMP biosynthetic process; ATP biosynthetic process
Molecular function (GO): bis(5'-nucleosyl)-tetraphosphatase (asymmetrical) activity
Source: RefSeq, a predicted model, not a curated record